AAAGUCUUUGGAGCUUUCUCUUCUCUCCACCUGUAGGGUAGUUGGUUGUGAGCAUUGGGCAGUGAGUAGUUUCUUCUCUUGUUUCUCUCUCUCUUCAAUCUGCAUGGUUUCUUCCAUGGCGGGUCUCAGACAUCAGCUGGGUCUGUUCCUGGUGGUGGGUAUGGUGGUGGGUAUGGUGGUGAUGAGGUGUGCGUGGGGGAGGUUCGUGGUGGAGAAGAACAGCAUCAGUGUUCUGGCUCCCCUUGAUAUGCGUUCAAAGCAUGAUGGGGCGAUUGGGAACUUUGGUAUUCCUGAAUAUGGAGGAUCCAUGGUGGGGUCUGUUGUUUAUCCUCAAAAGGGCUCUUUUGGGUGUGUGCCUUUUGAGGGUGACAAGCCCUUCAAGUCUCGCUCCUCUCCCACCACUAUUCUUCUUCUUGACCGUGGAGAGUGCUCCUUUGCCUUGAAGGCAUGGAAUGCUCAACAGGCAGGAGCUGCAGCAGUUCUAGUGGCUGAUAGCAUAGAUGAGCCUCUCAUAACCAUGGAUUCUUCUCCACAGGAGAGCACUGAUUCAGACGGCUAUGCGGUUCUGCUUACGAUCCGAUUAGUCUUAAUAGACCGAGCUUUUGGUGAAAAUUUGAAGCAGGCCUUGAAGAAAGGUCAAGAUGUUUUGGUAAAAUUAGACUUGACAGAGUCAAUGCCCCACCCAGAUGAGAGGGUCGAGUAUGAGCUCUGGACUAACAGCAAUGAUGAGUGUGGGACUCGUUGUGAUGAGCUGAUGAACUUUGUGCAGAACUUCAAGGGCCACGCCCAGAUUCUCGAGAAGCUGGGCUACACUCAAUUCACACCACAUUAUAUAACUUGGUACUGUCCUCAAGCUUUUGUCCUUAGCAACCAAUGCAAGUCUCAAUGCAUCAACCAUGGAAGGUACUGUGCACCUGAUCCAGAGCAAAAUUUUGGAGAAGGGUACCAAGGAAAAGAUGUGGUGUUUGAGAACUUGAGACAGCUUUGUGUGCAUAGGGUUGCCAAUGAGAGCAACCGGUCUUGGGUUUGGUGGGACUAUGUCACUGAUUUUCAUAUCAGAUGUUCAAUGAAGGAGAAGAGAUAUAGCAAAGAAUGCGCUGAGGAUGUCAUGAAAUCACUUGAUCUGCCUAUUGACAAGAUCAAAAAAUGCAUGGGCAAUCCUGAAGCUGAUGUGGAUAAUGAGGUAUUGAAAACCGGGAAAGAACUCCAGGUUGGCCGAGGAUCUCCUGGUGAUGUUACCAUCUUGCCAACACUGGUUGUUAAUAACAUCCAAUACCGAGGAAAACUGGAGAGAACUGCUGUGCUGAAGGCCAUUUGCGCUGGAUUUAAGGAGACCACUGAACCUCAAGUAUGUUCAAGUGGAGAUCUUGAGACCAAUGAGUGCCUUGAAAGGCAUGGUGGCUGUUGGCACGAUUCACGUUCUAACAUAACUGCCUGCAAGGACACAUAUCGGGGAAGAGUUUGCAAAUGCCCAGUUGUGGAUGGUGUUCAGUACAGAGGAGAUGGUUACGUCUCUUGUGAAGAAAGAAGUGGUUCUAAAUUCGGAUGGUCCCUCGGCUUCUUGGUCCUAGCUUCUCUGGUGGGUGCUGGUAUAGCUGGUUAUAUAUUCUACAAAUACAGGCUCCGGUCUUACAUGGACUCAGAGAUCAUGAUGUCACAGUACAUGCCUCUUGACAACCACAACAACAACAACGAAGUCCCAACCGAGGCCCAGGCUCUGCGACCAGGCUCAUCAGUAUGAGGAAGCAUUUGCAGAAAAGAAAGUAGAAGCAAAUGAGAUACCGCGAAAGCUUCCACGAGAGGAAUGAAGUAUGCUGCCUGUAAAUUUUCAGAUCAAUCUUACAACUGUUGGAAUAUGUGCCCAUAAACAAAUGAGAUUUAUUUAUUUAUUUAUUUUGCUGAUUAUUAAUAUUUUUUUUUAA
Molecule: messenger RNA, 1922 nt
Organism: Vitis riparia (riverbank grape)
Lineage: Eukaryota; Viridiplantae; Streptophyta; Magnoliopsida; Vitales; Vitaceae
Product: vacuolar-sorting receptor 6-like
Exons: 10
Coding region: 104-1741 (545 amino acids)
Source: RefSeq, a predicted model, not a curated record